CCGGUUGGUCCAGCCAGCGCGGUAACCGGCGCGCCGUUACAGCAGCACGGCGUUCAGGAACCGAGCGCUUUGUGUGUUCGGGUGCACUGCAGGAUCAGUCCAGCUGCUGCACAUCUGCAGUGAGGAGCCGCUGUUUGAAGCGGCCCGUGUGCGCGCGCAGUUGAGAAGGAGGGAGUGAGUGAUGGAGGAGAGGAGAAGAGGAUGACGCAGCGCUCGGAGCCGACAGCCCGCUGAACGGCAGCACGCACUCCCGCAGUGUGCGCCGGGACUCGACCCCACAGGCUCGGGGAGAGGGUACAGCCCGUCGGUAUGUGUUCUUUCUGUCACGAUGACGUCUUCAGCUUCUUCUAUCACACUCCUCACUCCCAGCGACCUCGAGUUGGGAUUGGGCGUGUGAAUUAAACUGCUCUCCAGCCUCUUCAAGCCUCCAUCUGCCCCUCUUAUCCCACUUUUCUGAGACGAUGGACAGUCCGCCGAAGUUGGCCGGAGAAACACUGAUUGUACAUCACAUCCCUCUAGUGCACUGCCAGGUGUCUGGUUCCCGUCAGCGCUGUGGGAGCCCACUGAGGAAAAGCAACAACCAGUUCAGCUGUCCAGAAAACCUCGGCCUGAUCCGCACCACCUCACUUCCCGAGAGAGAUGUCCUCCAGCGUGAGGCGCUAGUCUACAGCAGCCUGAUCCAGACCUCCAGCUCCAGUGACGCUUUUGAAGAUGAAGGGAUGAGAGGAGAGAAAAAAGGAGUGAGAGGUGGAAGCAUGGCAAGUGACACUUCCUCUUUCACAUCCAGCAAUUCUGAAGAUGCGCUUCCUAAAGUUCUGUCGAAGGUGGUGCACAACAGGCCAAGCUCUCUCAGACACAAUCCCUUCCUGCUGAAUGCAGGGGAAGACGAUUAUGAUGAUGAUGAUGAAGAUAAUGAUGAUGGAAGCAACCUGAAUGGAUACUUGGAGGACUCUUCUUUCCACUUGCAUGGAAAUUCGAAUGCAGCCUUAGAUGACAGAGUGGACUUGGCUCCGUUCCAUCUGCAUGAGCUGGGUUACAACUCCAGAUCGUUCCACCUGCAUGAAUCUUUAGAGAAGCCCUGGAGUUGUGACCAAAAGGGGGCUCCGGGGCAGCAUUUUUCUGCCUGUCUCGAGGGUCUUGAUCUUUUGGGGCUGGAUAUUCAGCAUCGUCAUGGCAGCAGCGGGUCCACCCUGUCGAUGGACUGUGGUGAGCAAGAAUGGGAUGACGAUGAUGACGAUCAGUCCAUGCAGGGCGGCCGGGGUAGUUCGGAAUGUUGUGGAUGCUCCCGGACGUAUCAUGAAAUGUUCCCAGACUUUGCGCAUGGUUACUGCAGCGAUUCAUCCUGCAACAGCUCUGAUGGCAUCCUGGUCAACUUCAGUACCAUCUACAAGACGAACAACAUCGUCCCUGACAAGCCAAUCAACCUCAACAGCUCUGCUGAUCAGUCCUGCACCUCUUCUGUAUCUGAGCCAGUCUGUAUGGGUGGGGCUGAACAUGGAAGUGGGGGUGGAGCUUUUUACUUGGACUUACACAGAUCUCCAACGGAAGCUCCCCAGGAAGCCUCUGACCUUCCGUCUUCCUCUUCCUGCCUAUGCUCUUCCCAGCCACAAGGUGGCACAGUGGAGCUCGACGCUAACUGCAAUUCCUACCACAACCACAAAGGUCUGUUACCCUCUGAGCCCUCGGCCAGUGACCUCACUUCCUGUAUGCAGAGCCAGGCACGGCUGGUCGUUGCAACCCAGAACUACUACAAGCUAGUAACCUGUGAUGUUUCAUCCCAUUCCUCCCCAAGCCCUGCAGGCUCUUCGGUCACAAGCUGCUCCGACGAACACAGCAAAGGAAGUCCCACCCAGCCUGCAGAGUAUUUCCUGUUUAGGCACACUAAAGAGCAAGAAGAGGAAGAGCAGGCAGAAAAUGCACACGUCAACACAGAAAAGCUGUGUGAGAAGAAGGCGGAGCCACCCACAGGUAACACUGAGUCCGUGCAUUCAAAUGUGAUUGAGGGACAAGUGUAUGUCAACAUCUCACCGCCUGUGGGUGCAGCUUCGGCUGGGGCCCGCCUUCGUUCCCGCAGCUAUGACCGGAACCUGGACAAGGCCCCACAGCCUCGUCUGGGCUCUCUGGAGCGCAUGCUAAGCUGUCCUGUGCGUCUCAGUGAGGGUUCAACCCCUGGCCCACCCCCUCCACCCCGUGUCACUUCCUUUGCUGAGAUUGCAAGAAAUAAAAGGAAGAAUGGCGGCUCUCCUUCUCAGAAGAGUAGUGUCGAAGCCUCUUCUGUUCACUCACACUCAUCUGGAGAGUUCUCCCCAAUUCUCGAAGAUCUGUCCUUGCUGUUAAGCUCCGCCCAUUCGAGCACAACACUCAGGGCCUCACCAGGGGGAGCAGGGAGAGAGACACGGACCAAAGCAGAAGGUGGACUGUCCAGUUCUGCUGACUCAUCCCCAGCGGUAGUGCGCUACAGUAAAGACCAGCGUCCCACCACGUUACCUAUCCAGCCCUUCACCCUGCAGCAGCAGUUUGGGAAACCACAACCGAAACCUGUCCUCCCUCUGCUGGACGAGUACAUCAAUCACAUGCAGGCUCGUUUUGGCUCCGCCCCAUCCGAGCGUGAUGAAGAGGACUCCGAUGAUGAUGGUCAGCGCCCCCGGCCAUCUCCUCUGGGCAGUUACUCGCCGCCGCGAUCCCUCUCCUGCCCUGCCCCGCUCUCUCACACCCCACCCGGGGUCGCCCCCACUGCCAAGCUGGCCCCAUUACCCCCGACCCCUCCCCCUGCCACCAGGGGACACUAUUUCCACAGAGUCAACCGGAGUACAUUACCCACACUGCCCAGCUCCGGCCUCAGUCCGAUGGCUCAGCUGGACCCGGGACGGCAGGACGAGGAAGUGAAAGUACCUCCUGCAUGUAUGACGCAGAGACCACACAAUGGUCAGUCACUGAGGUGUUACAGUGACCUGCUGCCAGAUUAUUUCUCUCAGACAGAGCGCCCCCCAGAGGAGUUCUGCCUCUCACCUGAUGCCACCACUGAAGAAUCCAUCUCCAUCGACCUGCAUCAGAAGAGAGGUUUGGUGAAAGCCAUAAACACAGCAGUGGAUCUGAUUGUGGCUCAUUUUGGCACCAGUCGGGAUGCAGGAGUAAAGGCAAAAUUGGGCAACAGCUCAGUGAGUCCCAACGUGGCUCACCUGAUCCUGAAGUACCUGUGUCCCGCCGUGUGUGACGUGCUGCAGGACGGGCUGCGAGCGUACACUCUCGACAUCAUCAUUGGUCAGCGGCGCAAUCAGCCCUGGAGCGUAGUGGAGGCCUCAACACAGCUCGGUCCCUCUACACGUGUAUUACACAGCCUCUUCCUGAAAGUUAGUCAGUACUCAGAGCUGACCAAUCACAGCAUGAGACUCAACGCCUUCAUCUUAGGACUCUUAAACUUGCAAUCGCUGGAAUUCUGGUUUAAUCACAUAUACACACAUGAAGACAUCAUAGCAGCCCACUACCAUCCAUGGGGUUUCCUUCCCCUUUCUCAAGGGGCGUGUCAGCCGAUGUUUGAGGAGUUGUUGCUCCUGCUUCAGCCGCUGUCGCUCCUGCCCUUUGACCUCGACCUCCUGUUUGAACCUCAUCAGCUGCAGAAAGGUCAAGAGCACCUGAGGCGCAAAGAGCAGCUUUGCUCCACCCGCCAGAGCUUCGACCAAUCUACUCGUUCCACGUUCCAGCUCAUGAGGGGCCCGACAGAGCCUGUACAGCUAAAAGAGGAUUUGGGGUCUAAUCAAAAGGGUGAGGAACUUCACAGAGGCAGAUUUAUGUUAAGGCGUGAGGGAACAUGGCCUCGGAUGGAUGGGGCGGAGUCUAAAAAACAAGUGCGGGGGGUGCGAAGGAGUGACAGGGCAGGUAGCGAAUCAGAGAGCGAAGGGCUCGUUUUGCACACAGGCAGGAUGAAUGGAGUCGGUGGGGAGGAUGAAGAGAAGGAGAGAAGGAGGGAGCGGGAAAGAGAGAGAGACGGAGAGAGAGACAGGUUAAGAAACAAGCAGGCAGGCUGGUGGUUCCAGCUCAUGCAGAGUUCUCAGGUCUACAUCGAGAACUCUGCUGAGGGCUCAAAGUUUGUCAAGUGGGAGAAGCGCAAAAAAGGAAGUGGGGCCGAGGGGCGGAGACAAAACAAUCCACCCCCGAGAGUGGGCGUGGUCGAAGGCGCAGAGGCUCAUCACACGACAGUUGAAAAUCCAGAAACCACAAUGUGCAAAGACACACGUCAUAACGCCAGCACUGGAACCUUUCCCCAAUCAGAACCGUCCAAAGUGAUGAAAGGGAAGCCAUCUUGGAUGGGCAGCCCGCCGGAGUCCGUGCUGAGCGAGCUAAAGAGGACGAACGAGACACAGCCGGAGGGGGCAGAAGCAGAAACACAGACGGGUCAGAGCCUACGCUGGGGGCGACUGUUCGGAGCCGGAAACAUCAGCAAAAUUGAGAAAACGGAACCCAAAUCAUCCAAGAACUCGAAAAGCAGGUUGCCGUCGGGUUGGCUGAGUCUGGAUCGGUCCAUGUUGGAUUUGGUGGUGCAGUCUGUUGGGAAAAGGGCGGAGCCUCAGACAUUAAACACACACAAUGCUGAGACACAACACCACCAAACACAGCAGGACCAAGCACAGAAGGCUAACACACAGACAACAGCUGCACGUGAGGUGAGGGCAUUGUGCCACCACAUUGCCACGGAAACGGGCCAUCUGAGCUUCAAUAAGGGCGAUGUGCUGCGUGUCCUGAGCAGAGCGGACUCUGAUUGGCUGUUGUGCGCCCUUGGUGACUCCCAUGGCCUGGUGCCAAUCAUCUACGUUACGUUAAACGAUGAGGAGAGCGAAGAUCCUCGAGGGCCACAGUGAAAACACACACACACGCACAUGCGUGCACACACAGUUUGGGAUGUGCAUCUUUAUCCAGUUUGUGAUUCUGCUUGAGGAGUAAAUCCUAGCUUUGAUAAAGGGACAGGUUAAACAAACGUGGCUAAUGCUAAUCUUAAACAAAUCUGGGUAUUGUCAUAUUUAUUGCCUGCUGUAAGAUAACAUCUGCCAUGCAAGAGAAAUACAAACAGAAAAAAGCCAACUCAGUGUCAUGAAACUACAAAAAAAGUACAAGAUCAUGCUAGGCGCUAAUACUACCCUUCAUUGCUAGCCGUGUUAGCAUUGCCAAGUUUCCCGCUGACUUGUUGCUAAAACUAUGUAGCGCUCUCUCUCUUUCUGUGAUCUUUAUUAUGGUAUUACACUUUUUUUUAAAUGCACAUUCAACACAUGAUUAGCAUUUAGAAAAUUAGCAACUCGCCAAACUUGGAAAAGACAACAUUGACGAGCAUCCCAAUCUCGUGGGCACCUCUAGGUUUUUAUAUAAAUAUGUACGGUUUUGUGGAAGUAUAUGAUCUGACAAUGUACAUAAACCAUACAGCAACAGUGCAGCAGUCCUAAGAGUUUAUAACUAGUGCCAGAGCGAUACGAACAUCCCGAUACAUUUACUCUGUAAAAAGUGAAAUGGGGCAGUGUGGAUAUAAUCGCAUGUUUUUAAAACCUAAACACCAAACAUGCCAACAUCCUUAAACAGAAUGGAGUAAUGUAAUCUACAGUUCAUGGAUACAAACAAAACCCUUCCUCCUGCGAGUGAUUAGCGCCCCCUGGGGACCAACAGCAUGUCUGAUGGCUGGCCCCAUUUGAGGUCCAGCUGCACAAAACUGAUCACUUACAAACAUCCAGAUAAUUAUUAACACAACUCCAUGACAACAACCAUUAAUGAUCAGCUUAUAAAUAAGACGAUUUGAAUUUUUGGUUUCGUUGUGGUUACUCGUGUCCUUAUGACCAGCACCACAGACUCAACUGAUGAAACAUCAAUUUUGUAUUUGGCACGAGGAGAAUAAACACUUCUCUGUCUAAAUGUAUUUAAACAUUUUUGUCUCUGACCUUCCUUUAAAGGAGCCAUACUGUCAGUUAACUAAUCAAAGCAGAGGGUAAAUAAAAUUAAAAACUUACCAAAGUGUCUUAUAAAACUAGACAUAACUCUAGUCUUGUCUCUCUGGUCCAGUGAGAUGCCUUCAGCUAAAUACUGUACAUAAUUGAACGUGAUUGGAUAAACUCAAAUAGAGGAGCUGCUCCGGACAUGCAUUUAUCGCCUCUGUUACAGUGUUUAUUUUUUCUAGUAUUGGGUUCACUCUGCUGGAAUACUGCGCUCCGCCGAUUAACAAGCCCGGAUACAGAAUAUUUAAGAGAUGCUGCUUUAUCUGCGUGUCCUCUGUACUGAUCUAUUGCUCAGGCGCUAGUUAUAAAAAAAGUCAGAGUAAACAAUGUUACGUCAGCGAACUUGGGUGUGGCGACAAAAUGAUGGCAGCCCCAUUUACUAAACAGGUUCUUCAUGACAUCAUACCUAAGGAGGAGGAGGAGAAGAAAAAAAAAAGUGUUGUGUUGAUCUAUCAUGGUUCAGUCAUGGUGAUGUCUCUCAGAGUUACGGCAGCUUGUUUACUACGUUAUUUAAUUUAGUGGUUCAUGUUAUACAGCGAUAGCAGCUAACUACCAAAUUACUAAGCUAUUUUUGUUUACUCCAGUGACAGCCUGUCAUAGGAAUGCUAGCUUUAGUAAAUAGGCACCACACUUAAAAAAAAAAAAAAAAGUUGUUAUACUUUAGUUUUCAUUUAACGUGGUAAUAUGUGACAUUUAUGUGAGCACUAUAGCUAACCAUGUGGGUGAUUUUUAGCCAAUGAGACGUCAGGGCGCAGCAGUUCGGAUCAGGGACUCUAUAUAACGUUACGAGUUAGCAACUACACCACCUGUAUUAUUGAAUACACAUGAAAAUGAACACAGACACUUCCUGAGACGCGCCAGUGAACUCUUCACAUCAACUUCCUGCUGUUCUGACCAAUCACAAGGCUGUACGUCAGGACUGAGGGUGAGGACAGGGAUUUUCUUGCAUGUCAGAGUAUCGACUCGAAUUUAAAACUGAACUGGAGUGGGUCUUCUAUUCAACGCCAAACUACACGUCUUCAUUUGCCCCACAUACACACGCCGCCUUCUGCUGGAGGAAGGAAAGGAGGACGCUGGCGCUAGCUUUAGCCUUGCCGUUAACAUUAGCUGCUUCAUGAACACUAUGGGUUUAUUUAUUUUGACUCCUUAUUUAUAAUGCAUUUCAGCUAGGCAUGUGCCAAUAUUCAGGUGCACGAUAUAUCACAAUAUUCAGUGUACACAUUCAGAGAUGAAGUCUGUCCAGAUACCAACCCCAGGACAAAUUUGAAGACAGAGAAGACAAUCCUGUAAUUCUUUUCACUGGACAAGAGUUUCAUAAGAGUGGCGUAGAAAACAAGGCGUACAGAAUAUACCGGAGUGAUUUUGUAGCCAACAUCGCUCAGAAUCGUGGCAUUGUCCUUAAACACCAAAAAGAAUUUCAAAUGUCGCGCACGUCUACUCUUUUCCAGGGAUUCUGAACAUCUUGGGACAUUUUCCAAGAAUGACUGACUUACUAAUAGGCAAGUAAAGGAAAAUAAUUGUACGUAAUUGAGUUUAUUGUACUGAAGGUAUCAGGGAAAUGUAUUUAUUAUUAAUGUGUAUUUAUUGUUCUGUCUGUAAGACACAUUUAACAUUAUUCAACCUAAAAAGAUGACAACUAGCCAUGACCGAUAAAACAGGAAUCUCCUAAAAUUGUUCGAAACGUGAAACAGGAAGUGUCCAUCAUGGUAUACUGAGCAUUUAUGAAUUGGUUUAGGAACAGUUUGGGGGCAAAAAAGGCAGAUUUUAUUAGACAUGUGCCUGUAAUCUAAUGGAUACAGUAGGGGUGGGCGAUAUGAUAUCACAUCACGAUACUUGAAAGCAUUUCUAUGAUGCACUGUGUGUAUCAGGAUAAAACUGACUACAUUUUAAAAUUACAAACUGUCUACAUUUUUUUUUUUUAAUCUGAAAUGAAGGGAUUUUCUUUUACAAGUUUUAAGCAUGAAACAUUAGCAUCUAAAACUUAUCAAAAGUUUGCAAUUGUUAUAAAAAUACUGACAAUAUUUGUGAUCUCUCAUAAUAGUAUAUUAUAUUAUCAUUUCGCCCAGCCCUAAUUACAGGUCACUGUGAUGCAAAAAUGUAAUAUCAGCACAUGCCUAGUGCCUAUAAACUCCCAUAAUGGCGCCUUAUCACUUUAUUUUUUUUUGGUUUAAAACCGAACCCGCCCCUUAAAAUGGAUUUACAGCUGUGGCUUUGGGAAAUGUGUCAUUAUUCUAAACAAACAGCCAGGCUUUUUAUUUGGCAUUAUAUUGCACACUAAUUUAUUUAUAUGUCUUCACUUGCCUGUAAGUGAACCUGACUUGUUAGACAAUAAUGUUAUUUCUGAAAAUUAUAUUGAUUUGUUUUUUACAGAUUACAACAGCAGCUUUGGUUGACCAUGUCACGUUAGAAUUUUUAAGUUAUCAUUUUAUAUUAUUUUCUAAUACAGAAAAUACAUUUUAUUCAUGAAUUUAUUCAGUCACGCUUGUAAAUAUGACAUUCUUGAAAGACUAUGCUAAUGUUCUUUGAAAUCAUUAUCAACAGACGUUACUUGAUGUAAUUAACAUGUAAUAACAGGUUUAUUUAACUAGGCUGUACAGAAUAGUAGUGUUAUAUGGGAUGUUGUUAGAGGAAAUGUGUUCUAGAAAUUAGUUUUGCUCUGCAUUAUGUUUGUCACUUUCACUCUUUUCUGUCACCCAAACACUCAGAGAGAAAGAGAGAGAGAGAUUGAUUUGAUUUGAUAGAUAAUAGACUAGUGCCUUUUGUAUCACAGCAACGCUAACGUCAGGCUUCAGGGCGGUAAAUGUAUUGUAGGGAAAGACGCAAAGGUCUUGUGAUAUUACCAAAACAGGAAAAGUAUGAAUCGUAGUAAUCUACUUUCCAAAAAGCUGUAAACUGAAUACAUUUUCUACAUUGUUUUGCUAAACUACUUCAGGCUUGGCAUGAUUUAGAGUUGUAAGUCCUGAAUUUUAAGAGCAACCAGGCCACAGGUCUGAGAACAGUCUUGAAUCCGAGUGACUAAACCCAGACAGAUUUUUGUCUGAAGCAGCCUGACCCUGCAUUCACACUAGCAAGCAACAGCGCUACCUGCAGUCGUCAGUUUUCUGUGCGUCUGCGCAACGCGGAGUGCCGACAUCUGAGAGAUUUCAAUUUUCCAUGUCAUUCUAGAUUUUCUCAGCGUUAUGCAAAUUAGAUGAUUCAGUAAAGUGACAAAGCCAAACAAUCGUCACGAACAGUUCCUCUGACGCUUGUGGUCCGACGUUUAUUCAGCUCCUCACUCACAGAUUUAGUUCAAAUCUUGCUAUUAGUUCCCAUUUACUGUUUGGCACAAAAAUAGAAAGAGAACUUGCACUCCUACUACACACCCAUAACAGGCAAAUUCCAGACAAAAAAAAGAUGUCGCCGGCAAGUGUGAACAUUAGAUGAGGAUAAAACCUGACAAGCCCAGUGAUGGUGCCUGUUAACCUGAGGCAACAGCCACCAUCGUUAGAGCAACGAAACCAAAAUUACUACUUCACACCAGUCAGUUCCACCUCUUCAAACAACUUACAUGAGCUGCCAAAACGGCGAUUUAUGAAUCUGAUUCAAGCCUGUCUACUGUUAGAGACCUGAGGGCCAACCCUGAGCAGUCAUCUAAAGCCGAAAUAGAAAGCAACGUACAGUUACAGUGGAUUGGACAAGUACUUAGAGACAGAAUAAAUUCAGCAGCUGGAUUGGAUUGGUGACCAUCUCAAAUAACGAAUCGGUAGUUGAGCUCAGUAGAGAAUAUCCUGGUGAAAGUAUAAGAAAGUAAGUGUUUUUGUAGCUCAUGAGAUUUCAGUUAGCAAGUGAAAUUUGUUUUCUCUCUCUGUUUGGCUUGUUCUCUCUCUCAGCUCUGUUCCUCACAUGGGGCUAACCUGUUUCACUCUGAAACAAGCUGGAUAGUGGAAAAUGAGGAAAGCACAUUUAACAAAGAUGCUGAUGGCUGUAAAGUGAAAUCUGAGGAAAAAAAACAAAACACAGCCUUUUUUUUUAAUAUUGAUUGGUUAGACAACUAGUACCUUCAAGGCCUGAUGUAAGGAAUAGAGCGCCUCCUUAUCCCCUUGUCCUUCUGUACGAUGUGUAUGACAUCACCAACCAUGUAUGGAGAUCAAUAACAAAGUGCUCAUGUGAACGA
Molecule: messenger RNA, 10125 nt
Organism: Neoarius graeffei (lesser salmon catfish)
Lineage: Eukaryota; Metazoa; Chordata; Actinopteri; Siluriformes; Ariidae
Gene: rusc2
Product: RUN and SH3 domain containing 2
Exons: 12
Coding region: 462-4856 (1464 amino acids)
Cellular component (GO): cytoplasmic vesicle
Molecular function (GO): protein binding
Source: RefSeq, a predicted model, not a curated record